Molecule: messenger RNA, 3530 nt
Organism: Xenopus tropicalis (tropical clawed frog)
Lineage: Eukaryota; Metazoa; Chordata; Amphibia; Anura; Pipidae
Product: adseverin
Exons: 16
Coding region: 82-2229 (715 amino acids)
Cellular component (GO): cytoskeleton
Molecular function (GO): actin filament binding
Source: RefSeq, a predicted model, not a curated record
GCACUUGAUAACUGUCUGUGAGGAGAGGAACUCAGAGUUGCUUCCUUUCAAUAAAUACUAAGAUCUUAAGAAAGAGAAAACAUGGUGGUUGAACACAAAGAAUUUGUCAAUGCUGGAAAAAAGACUGGACUUCAAAUAUGGAGAAUUGAGAAAAUGGAUCUUGCCCCAGUUCCAGAAAGCUUCUAUGGCAGUUUCUAUGUGGGUGAUGCAUAUGUUAUUCUCAAUACAAUUGACAGGGGGCUCUAUAAAAUUUACCAUCUUCACUACUGGCUUGGCAAUGAAUGCACCCAGGAUGAGAGCACAGCAGCUGUUAUAUUUACUGUCCAGCUGGAUGAAUACCUUGGUGGAAGCCCUGUUCAAUACAGAGAACUGCAAGGACAUGAGAGUACAGAGUUUCUUGGGCAUUUUAAAGAUGGGAUUAAGUACCAGGCAGGCGGUAUUGCGUCUGGAUUUCAGCAUGUGAUAACGAAUGACCUCAGUGCCCGGAGACUUCUCCAUAUAAAGGGAAGGAGAGUGGUCAGAGCUACAGAGGUGCCGCUUAGCUGGUCCAGCUUUAACAGCGGCGACUGCUUUAUCAUUGAUGUUGGACCUGAGAUUUACCAGUGGUGUGGGUCCAAAAGCAACAAGUAUGAACGUCUGAAGGCCGCUCAAGUUGCAACUUCUAUUCGUAACAAUGAGAGGCAAGGAAGGUCUAACCUGACUGUCGUAGAACAAUUCAGUGAACCUCCAUCUCUGAUGCAGAUUUUAGGUCCCAUGCCGGUGCUUCCUGAAGGGGAUGAUGAUACUGAUGUCACUGCCGACGUGACCAACAGGAAAAUGGCAAAACUGUACAUGGUAUCCGAUGCGAGCGGCACCAUGCAGACAACUUUGGUUUCUGAAGAAAAUCCCUUCUCCAUGCCCAUGCUUCUCUCUGAUGAGUGCUUCAUAUUGGACAGUUCUGAUAAGAAGAUCUUUGUUUGGAAAGGGAAGGGGGCCAAUGUUAAUGAGAAAAAGCAUGCAAUAAAAACUGCAGAGGAUUUUAUAAAGAAAAUGAAUUAUCCUGCUACCACACAGAUUAUCGUGUUGCCCGAAGGAGGAGAAACUCCAAUAUUUAAACAGUACUUUAAAGACUGGAAGGAUAAAGAGCAGAGCGAGGGAUUAGGGAAAGUGUUCACUAAGGAGCAGAUAGCGCAGAUCGAACAAAUUCCAUUUGAUGCUACUAAGCUGCACACGUCGGCUAGGAUGGCUGCCCAGCACAACAUGCUGGAUGAUGGAUCUGGUCAUGUAGAGAUAUGGAGAAUUGAAAAAAAUGCAAGAGUACCGUUAGAUCCCGAAACCUAUGGGCAAUUCUACGGCGGAGAUUGCUAUAUUAUCAUGUACACAACUUUGAAUGGACAGAAGAUUAUUUACACUUGGCAAGGAGCUAAUGCAGGAAAAGAUGAGCUGACAUACUCUGCCUUCCUCACGGUGCAGUUGGAUCGUUCCCUCAAAGCUGGUGCCACUCAGACAAGGGUACCACAAGGGAAAGAACCUGCCCAUUUGCUAAGUGUCUUCAAAGACAAGCCACUCAUUAUAUACAAAGAUGGCACAUCGAGAAAGGGAGUUCAGGCUCCCCCACGACCCAUACGCCUUUUUCAAGUACGAAAGAACUUAGGAUCUAUCACAAGAAUAGCUGAGGUUGAUGCAGAUGCAACAUCGUUGAACGCAAAUGAUGCUUUUGUAUUAAAAAUGCGAGACAACAGUGCCGUCAUGUGGAUAGGAAAAGGCGCAAAUGAAGAUGAAAUAGAGGGAGCGAAAUAUUUAGUCAAAGUUUUAAAUUUAAGAGCCAUUAAUAUUGCAGAAGGGGAAGAACCAGAUAUAUUCUGGACUACACUUGGAGGCAAAAAGACAUACCAAACUUCCCCUCUGCUUGAAACACGACUUGAGGAUCAUCCACCAAGACUGUUCGGUUGCUCAAAUAAAACAGGCCGGUUUGUGGUUGAAGAGGUUCCGGGGGAAUUUACUCAAGAAGACAUGGCAGAAGAUGAUGUGAUGAUGCUAGACACUUGGGAACAGAUAUUUUUAUGGAUUGGAAAAGAUGCAAAUGAAGUUGAAAAAAAAGAGUCAUUGGUGUCAGCCAAGAAAUAUCUGCAAACUGAUCCUUCUGGACGGGACAAAGACAUCCCUAUUACAACUGUGAAGCAAGGAAAUGAACCCCUGUCAUUCACUGGCUGGUUUUUAGCCUGGGAUUCUAAUAAAUGGCAGGAUUAAGACAAAGAUGUAUUUGGGUUCAAUGUUGCUCUAGGCACCCGGCUCUGACUGCCGUUCCCCUUGCCGAUUGGCAGUUUGGAAUGCACCGAUUAUCGAAGAGAGGAGUAGCUCUUCUUCCCCCGCAGCUAUCCUGUGUAAUGGCUGGCUGGGGGAAUUCAUUUUUUUAAAACUUUUUAUCUUUGAACAUAUAGCACUCAAGGACUGCCCCCUAAAGCUGCUGGUGAUAUCUAUCACCCCAAACAACCUUAAACUUUCCAUUUUUAUGAACUACUACUGACUAGUUAUUGGGCCCCACAGCAACAUCACUAGGCCCCUACAGUUAUGCAGUUUGUGUAACUUAUGCAAAAACUCAUGGAACUGCAAGUCAACCAAAGCACAUGUUUGUUUCUGUAUUUGGACUGGUGGAUGUAUUCUAUGUUUUGAUUGGUCUAAACCCCCUAUAGUUUGUACAGGGGUGUGACCACUAGCCUAUGAGUAAGGGCCCCUAUUAGUACAAAACUUGUUAAGCCACCUCCUAAAUAAAUAUUCAUUUUUAUUUCUACUUACUACUGCAUGUAUUCAACAAAGAUCUGACACUAGAAUUUGCAAUUAGUCUUCCUGUUGAUUUUUUUUUUUUUUUAAUAAUUUUUUUCCCUCUGCCACUUGUAACUUCUGGGAUGAAUAGUACAAGCCCAUAAAUGGGUUAAAGAUUAAAAAAAAAAAUAAUGGUAAAUAUUAACCUUCACAGAUCUAGUUUUAAGGUUGCUGGGAUCAGUGACUAUGACAUCCAAAGAGCAUUUUAGGAUGAAGGCUGCAAAAAUAUAAAAUAAAUGCACUAAUUCAAUAACCAUAAGAAAUAAAAAUGAAAUACCAUCUAAAAAAAUGAAUUAGAAUAGGCCUAUCUAUAAUAUACUCAAAGUUAAUUCAUUAAUUCAAAGGUGAUUUUGAAAACUGACCCACAGCUAUUAGCUCAAGUGACCCCACACUAAACAACCAAGUCACUGGGUUUCUAUUGUUCCCAGCCUGAAGCUGGGUUCAUGUGUGGAGCCGAAAUAUUUCUGAAGGAUAAAUACUUUGAUUCUAUUUAGUCAUAUUAAAGCUUAUUGCUUAAAAUGGAAAAUUCUGGAGUGGUCUAGGAAAAUCUUCCAAAAUGCAAUUACUUUGUGAGUUAUGCAGGAGAAAAGAGCCUAGCUCACAAAUAAUCAAUCCUGGGUCUUUGUUAAACAUUACGUCUUUUGUUGUGUUGUUUAAUAACACUAUCACACCCACUCAAGCAAAUCUGCCAAAAAAAAAAAGAAUCAUCAAAGGUAUACAGUUGUAGG